Molecule: messenger RNA, 2514 nt
Organism: Aspergillus versicolor CBS 583.65
Lineage: Eukaryota; Fungi; Ascomycota; Eurotiomycetes; Eurotiales; Aspergillaceae
Exons: 3
Coding region: 1-2514 (837 amino acids)
Source: RefSeq, a predicted model, not a curated record
AUGCGCCCCUCCCACCUCCUAACGCUGCUGCUCCUGGCAGCGCCCUCGUUUUCGUCGACUGCGUGGGCGCAUAUCUUCGAGCGACAAGAACAGACAUAUACCGAUUCUGGCAUUGGAAUUGGGGUUGGUGCUGGAGUGACAAUUACCAUUACAGACACGAACACUGAGACAGUUACCAUCACCGAAGGCGAGACCUGCGCAACCACCAACCCCCCGACUCAGACGAUUACCGUAACUGACGGCGACUCUGGCCUGGGAGUUGGAGUCGGUGCCGGUGUGACAAUCACCGAGGGUGUUACUGUCACCGCGACAGUGACUCUCGGUCUGGGUCUUGGUGGUGACCACGACCACGACCACUGGCCAACCUGGCCUUGGCCCUGGCCAACCGAUGCGUCCACGGUGACUGUGACUGUGACUCCUGAGCCUACUACUAUCACGAUCACUCCGGACCCGACGACCGUUACCGUCCCUGGUGAGGAGACGACCGUUACGGUUCCUGGAGAAGAGACAACGGUCACAGUGCCUGGAGAAGCGACAACAGUUACUGUCCCCGGGGAGGAGACAACAGUUACUGUUCCUGGCGAGGAGACAACCAUUACCGUCCCUGGAACAACCGUUACUGUCCCUGGCGAAGAGACAACUGUUACUGUCCCCGGAGAAGUGACAACUGUUACAGUUCCUGGAGAAGGGACAACUGUUACAGUUCCUGGAGAAGGGACAACGGUCACAGUGCCUGGAGAAGAGACAACUGUUACUGUUCCUGGCGAGGAGACAACAAUUACUGUCCCUGGGGAGGAGACGACGGUCACAAUUCCUGGAACGGUCACAACGCUGCCUGGAGAGACCACAACCAUCUCUGGAUCGGUCACUACUCUUCCUCCAGUUACCACAACGCUCCCACCGGUUACUACAACCAUUCCAGGGUCGGUAACUACAAUCCCAGGGUCAGUGACAACCCUACCUGGCGUCACAACUACAAUAUCAGGAUCGGUCACUACCAUUCCUGGCUCAGUGACAACUAUUCCUGGUUCUAUCACCACGAUACCUGGGUCCGUCACCACCGUCCCUGGUGAGACUGUUACUCGAACCACUACGGUGACUGGCCCGACUGGCGUUGAAACUGUGGUAGUAACUGAAGUCAUCACCACUACGGUCAUUGGCACCGAGACUGGCCCUGGUACGACCGUCACGAUCACUCUAACUGACAACGAACCUGGCACUACUGGAACCGUCACCGAACCGGGAACAACAGUCACAGUUACCACCUGUUCGCCCCUAGUUUCCAACCCAACAUACACUCCACCUGCACCGCUCCCCCGUGACUACACCUGGGGCUGUCCACCAGGAUAUCUGUGCAGGCCUCGUCGUCUUGACGUCGCUGGCCAGUGUAACUUCGAACCAGGGCUACCGGCAGAAGGCUACGUCUGCCGGCCCGAGGAGUGCAUCCCAGCCCCGCCGUACAUCGAAGACCAAUACUGGGGCGAGCCAGUAGACUCCGACGAAGUUGGGACCUGGAACGUCACCCAGGGCUACUUCAACCUGAACCCCGAACAGUUCGGCCUGAACUACUCCAUCUUCCGAUUCCCCGACGGCCACGGCGGAUAUACUGCGCGCCAGAAGAGGACCUCCGUCCCCAUCUCCAGCGGUGGCAUUUUGUCACGGCUGCUACGACGCCAGCAGGAUGUAAUUACCGAAUCAGACUUCCCCGAUGUCUGCUACGACGAAUGUAACAAUGCUGCAUACGAGGCCGAGAAAACUGGAAAAGACCCGAGUCUUUGCGACGCUGAGUCGGCGUUCACGAACCUUUUAGGGCAGUGCUCUGGCUGUAUCGAGAAAUGGAGUGAUGACGACGAGGGCUCCGACAGCGAUGACGAUUCCAAUUUCAUUCCUCCCGAAUUUUCGCAGUUCCUUAACUACUGCGCGGAGCAAGGCGAUGACUCGGAUCCUACCAGUGAGCCCAUCACCACGCCGGGCCCGACAUCGACCUCCUCGGAUUCUGAGAGUGAGACUACGCAGACUUCAUCGUCGACAACAGACACUGACACCACAGCAACAGACACCACGACUGAGCCACCAAGUAGUACGUCCAGCAGCCCCAGCUCGACAGAUACUGAUUCCGCGUCUACGUCUGCGUCUGCAACUGCGACUUCUGAUUCAACCUCGUCUGCUUCAUCUUCUGAUUCUGAUUCGUCUUCUACUUCUACUUCUCCUUCUGAUUCUGCGUCUACUUCUGCGUCUACUUCGUCUGACUCUGAUUCUGGCUCCGGUUCUGACUCUACAUCCGCUACACCCACAGGCACAGAUACAGAUACCACGCCGACCGACUCGGCCUCCAACGCGCCGCCGCAGACCGCUGGUCCUAGCUCGUCAACUCCUGUCAUACCAGGCGGGUCUCCCACCGGCUCUGCCCCGAGUGACACCCCGUCGCCGCCGAUCUUCACCGGUGCUGCGUCCUCGCACGUCGUGCCGAUGUACUGGGGUAUUAUCCCGAUAGUGGCUGGGCUGGUUGUCUGA